AUGGGCUCAAGUGCAAAAAAAAAGAAAGAGAAAAAGAAGGAUUUCCAGAAACCCAAGCUCAGAGUCGGAAAAGCUGCGCCAAAAGCUGCAAAUACAACAAGCACGAGCUUCACUGCCAAGAAAUUACUUGUGAACCAGCAAAUUAAUGCCAACGCCCCAUCGCUGCGAGAUCAAUUUCUACAUCAUGUCUCACUGCUUUCGUCCCGUACGGACAGUCAACGGAAGGAGUCACUAGCAUAUCUGGCGUCAUCUUUACAGAGUGACUAUCGUGGCAAACCACUACCACUAUCAUUGAAAGCCCUUCUAGAUAAGGUGCUUCCUCUUCUGCUUGACUCCAGUUCAGGUGUUCGUUCUGAAACAACAAAGACUCUGCAAGCACUGCCGAAGCAGGAUAUUGGCGACUAUGCAGAGCAGACACUACCCUAUAUUCGAGCUGGAAUGACCCAUCUAUCCCAGGAGAUCAGACGAAACACUCUUGACGUGUUAUCCUAUCUCACUGAGACAUGUGCCAAAGAACUAGUGUCCGCACCAGGCGGAUGGACAAAAACAAUUCACUGCUUCGCCACUAAUCUAGGCUUCAAAGACUUUGCAGAUAACGAGGGUUGGUCGAUGCACAAGACCGGUUUCCGCGAAGACGUCAGGUCCGUCACACGUACACUUCAAGUAGCCGAGCAAUUCUUGGCAGCAGGGCUUGUGAAGGACUUUGCGCACGACAAAGAGAACCGGUAUAGUGAGGCUAGCGCAUUUCCGCUGUGGGACUUUGCGCAUCACAAGCUUCCAGUCAAGUCAAAUCCUUAUGGGUAUCUGAACCUUUUUGGACGGCCAAUGGACGACGAAAGCAGGCAGCUUGAGGAUCGGGACGAAAGGGUGCUCGAAUUUCAGGAUCACUAUUACGCCAGGUUCGCGAAAAGCUUGAGCAAGGCGAAACACGAGGGUGGUGAUGUUGGAAGAUCUGCAGGACAGUUGCUGAAAGUGAUAGAUUCUGCUUGCAAGGCUGAGUGA
This is a messenger RNA of Lithohypha guttulata, 1002 nucleotides long. It is a transcript of the gene IPI1, whose product is annotated as rRNA processing protein. The coding region runs from base 1 to 1002 and encodes 333 amino acids. The transcript has a single exon. Gene Ontology annotation, cellular component: nucleus. NCBI's taxonomy places the organism in Eukaryota, Fungi, Ascomycota, Eurotiomycetes, Chaetothyriales, Trichomeriaceae. Gene Ontology annotation, biological process: rRNA processing. The record is from RefSeq and is a predicted model, not a curated record.